Molecule: messenger RNA, 9350 nt
Organism: Uranotaenia lowii
Lineage: Eukaryota; Metazoa; Arthropoda; Insecta; Diptera; Culicidae
Exons: 2
Coding region: 673-1671 (332 amino acids)
Molecular function (GO): zinc ion binding; nucleic acid binding
Source: RefSeq, a predicted model, not a curated record
UAGUACCGUAUUUGUUUACUAGUAACAACAAAUUCUUCGGGAGCGAAUUCGGAAUUUAGCUUGUUAUCUUUUUUCAUCCGCUUGGCUAGAACAUGAUCUCCUACUUCAAUUCCACUCGGUCGUGCUCUCCGGCGAAGAUCAGCGUAUACUCUCCCCUUUUCCUUUUGAAUCAUAUCGUGGUCUCGUGCUUCCUCAUCAUUGCUUAUAGAUGUAGGUACACCUGGCCGCUUUCACUGUAAACGCCGUCCUAACAUCAGCUCAGCAGGCGCUCGCCCUGUUGUAGGAUGGAUUGCUGAGUGGUAUGUUAAUAGAUACUGAUACAAUUUCUUUCGCCAAUCUUUUCCUUACUCAUGCGAAAUUCUAAGGCGUUUCAAAAUUGAACGAUUUUGGCGCUCCACUUCACCGUUCAUUUGUGGCCAGUAUGGUAUUAUUGGUUCCAGAAUGAUACCCUGCUCAAUACAAAAAGAUCGGAACUCUUCUGAAGGAAAUUGCGGCCCAUUAUUCGCUCUCAGAAAAUUAGGGAUGCCAUAUCGAGAGAAUAAUAUCAAUAGUUGUUCAGCUUGUCGUUGUGAUAUCCCGGAUCACGAUUAUUUCAAAAUAUCGACUAUAGUAGUCGAUACAAACUAAUAGACUUUCUUCCUCGGGGAGUGGUCCUAGAAAGUCUAUGGCGAUAUGCUCCCAUGGACCAGUUGGGAACUUCUUCCUAAUCAUAGGAUCUGUUGGAUUAGGAGCGGACACGAGCGCACAUCCUCGACAGGCCUUAACGAAUGUCUUCACACGUUGAUCCAUCUUGGGCCACCACACAUUAGCGCGCAGAUGUGGUUUCAUCAUUCUUAUGCCGGGGUGCCGGUGGAUGUCAUUGUAGAGGGCUGCAAUUCGCAGGAACUGAAACGUAAGAUUCUAGAAAAGGAUCGUUCUCUAACCGAAAUUGAAGCGUUAGGUGAGUCACUGGAGAGUGUGAUAAUCCAAGAAAAGGAGAUGAAGGUUGGUACCCGGAACGAAAUGGUUGGGCAAUCUGAGGUCUGCAGAAUAAGAUCAAAUAGAGCACCAUCUGAUCGUCGGCAAGACAGAUUUUUAAAACGUUUCGUCACAGGACGUAGCAAGGGAGGAGAGAAAAAACCUGGAACUGUAUGCUACGCAUGUGGUCGAUAUGGUCACAUUUCAACGUCCUCAGAGUGUCCAGCCAUCGGACAAGAAUGUCGCAAGUGCAAGAAAACAGGACAUUUCGAAAGCGUUUGUCGUAAACGCUCGCUGUAUGCAAAAGCAAAGUCACCGCCGAAAAAAGUACAAGCCAUUGACGAUAUCAGUGUGCCAAUUGUGAAUGAAGCGAAAGUAGAGCCUGAGAAUAGCAACAAAGUCUACUACACUUUCUACACAGGCAGUCAGGCCAACGUAUUCAAUUGCAACAUUGGUGGCACAAUGGUGGAAGUCUUCAUCGACUCGGGGUCUGAGCUGAAUUUGAUAACUACUGAAACAUGGGAGCAGAUGAAAGCUCAACGGGUCGUUGUGUCAAAUUGCAAAAAGGGUUCCGACAAGAUUCUUAAGGCCUACGGAAGUACGAAACCGCUUCAUAUUCUUGGUACUUUUGAAGCCAAAGUUGAAAUAGGAAAACAAUCAGCUGAUGCGAUUUUCUUCGUAACCCUACAGUUACCGGGGAUCUGUUUGAAGUAGACCUUCACAUAUGUUUCGUCGUCCAUUAUGCAGCAUUCAACCACUUUUCAACUUACGUCAGCAUGUUGAGGUACAACUUUCUGGCACGGGUUUUGGCGAACUUGUUCUGCUUCUCUUCGUAAUUAUAGGCCUUUUGUACAUUGAACGUUCGAAGCCCAGCCUUAGUUUUGGCCUUCUGGACAUAAAUUCAGCUUAGGUGCAGCUUCUUAGCCACAUCUCGAACGGAGGCGUUCGGGUUUCGGUUGAAUUUUUGGUAUUGUACGGAAUACUUUUUCCUUCACUGCUGGGCUUCAGAUCGAUGGUUAAUCGUUCCUCGAACCGCUUAAUCAUUCGCGACAUCGUGAAAUUCGCGAUUCCCAACGUUUUAGCGAUGGAACGAUGCGAGAGAUCCUUGCUCUCGUGAUGAAUGCGCAAGAUUCUAUCACGCACGAGCUGUUCUUUCGUUUCCAUUUCCGCGAGUGGAAACUCACAGAAAGUGUACUAUGUAUGUCAUGAUCGGGGUUCGAUCUCAUGACCGUUGGUUUAGAAGGUUUGAAGGCUCUACACCACGGGUUGCGGCGACCCUGUGGACACACUUUAUCAUCAUCUUUAACUCACUCAGAUGGCUGACACAUUCCUCGGCCCACGCGUUAAAGUCGUCAGCUAUAACAAUGGAUCUUCUCCCCGUAAGCAUCUACAAUCUUGACAACCAUAGUGCCGAACCUCUUUAAUGACCGUUUUGGGGGAGCAUAGCCGCUACAGAAGUAGAUCCCGCUAACUUAGGCUAUCACCUUCGUUUUCAGUCGCCACCACCUUUUGUAUGAGGAAACUACCUGUUUCCCAUAUCGUGGCCAAUUUGACGUCAUCGGUCACCCAAUUAAUGCCAUCCGAAGCUGUCAGUUCCUGCCACAAGCGCGACUUCCAACUUUUCCUCAACUGUCAUCUCCCGCAACAGCUAAUGUGCUGUAUAGCAGUAGUUGAGGUUGAGUUGGACGAUCUCUAUGCUCUUGGCGCCCGGGGUUGUACCAUUUGCACCUUUUUAUACGCGGGGCACCUAGGGUUGCCAGCAGCGUGGUCUCCAGCGCGGACAGGGCAUUUUGCAGUUGGCCGUCUUGUGGCCGGUUUAACUGCAGCGCCAGCAUGUGCCACUUCUAUCUUGCCUAGUGCAGUCGAACUCCGUGCACUUGAAGCACAUGUCCGGUUGCUUGGGGAUGGAUAUCUGACAGAUAGACCAUCCCACCUUAAGCCGAUCAAACUUAAGUGCUGCGUUUACUAAUGCAUCUGGGGGGUGGGGGCAUUCCUCAAACGAACUGACAUCUGGUCCGAGCGGAUUUUACACUGCUUGACCAGUACCACCCGCAGUUCCUCCUCUGUUGUGAUCUCGGCCAGGUUUUUAAUCCGGAUGAUCACUUUUUACGGAGGGCACGUACUUCGGCCUUGUCACCAAGAACUUCGGCCGCCUUAGCCGUGAAGAUUCCACUGGAGUUUCCCGCGCCACGCGUAAGUUCCAGGAUCACUCGUCGGUGCUGGUCCGACAUAUUUUCCGGACAUUAUCGCCGAGAUCGUCGAGGUUCUCAUCUGUAAGCACCUGUCCUAAGACCAGGCUCGACACCUCCGGACGGAUUCCCGGUUCGACUGCCUUUUAAUUGGUACCAGGCUAAAAGACCUUCCAAUUGGAUCCCUGGCUCGACACUUCCGAACGGAUUCCCGGUUCGACGCCUCCGAACGAUCCCAAGCUCGACGCACUUCCGAACGGUCCCAGGCUCGGCGCACUUCCAAUUGGUUCCCGGGCUCGACGCACUUCCAAACGGUCCCGGAUCGAAGACCUCCCAAUGGCUCUGGCCCGACGGCCUUCCAUGGCUCUGGUAUCGGCGCUCUUCUUGCGGCUCGAAGCUUCCCUUCGACCUCAACGGCUUUCCCGAGGCCUGAUGCUUCUAGUCGUCCAGCUCGACGGCCUUCGCUUGGCUUUCUAAUCCUCGCCCCUGUUGCAACUCGAUGACCUUCCAUGGCACCAGUUCGUCGACCUCCACCGCUAUCUGGCACGACGAUCUACAAUGGCUUCCGGUACGACGACCUCCCAAUGGCUCUGUCCAUUUCAUUUCUGUCCAGACGAUCUUCCAUGGCUCUUCCUGCGGCCGGCUCUAGCUUCCCUUACACCUCGACGUCUUUCCUGAGGCCUACGCCUCCCAAUGGUUCCGGCCCGUCGACCUCCACUUGGCUUUCUGAUCCGACGACCUUCCAUGGCAUCGGCUUGGCGACCUUCAGUGGUACCCCGCAUUUAGCGCGCUAGCAGAGUCAGAGAAUAUAAUGGAGCUGGGUUAGGAGGAUUAUGUAGCCUCAAGUAUGGCAUUUACUUCACAACUGAAAACAGAGCAUUCGGGUGGAAGAGGGAGGCUUUUGUUUUGGACAUUGUCUCCACCGUAUAUUCCGCAUCCUGCUUUGCCGGUAUCCGUUUUGGAACCAUCAGUACAAACGUGGGGCUGUGUAUUCUAUUUUUGGGCUGACAGUGGGGCCGAAUGAUGUUGGGAUGGUUUCCAGCUUUUAUUCUUUGUAGCAGGCUCAAGAAUUCAUUGCCAAAAGGAACAAUGUUGGGGAUUGACAGAUCCUUGUGGGGCUCCACAGAUAACUUUAACAGGUCGGAUGUUAGAGCAAGUGUCAUUCAUUAGGACUUGGAUGUAUCUAUCAGAUAGGAAGUCUUGGACGUACCACAACAUUCGCCCUUGUAUUCCCCAUUUGGUAAAGGUGUUGAGAAUAGCGGUGCGAUCAACCCGAUCGAAGGCCUUGGAGAGGUCGAGUGUUCAAUGGAAUGUGGAGAGCUUCGCCAGUCACAAAACGGAGAAAUGUUGACUAUCGUCGUGCUUUUUCUGUCAUGUGAAUAGUGAGGUUGUUAGGGAUUAUAGGGAAUUGCAACGCGGAAGGAGAACAAAACACAUACGUUCUGUAUGGAAGCAAAGUAACAACUGACUUUAUUUUAAAGAUGAGAUGAGAGAACAAAUUGUAUUUGUAAAAGCAUUGUUGCCAGUAAUAUUGAUGACGUUGUGUCAGACCAGGGGUCUAACACUCCUCCUCAACGUUAUCAGCUACGACGCCAAUCGAUGUCCGGAACGUCGAUAGUUUUAUUGGUCCAAGUGGCUUAGUUAGGAUGUCAGCUUCCAUUUCAGUAGUUGGACGAUAUACGAUGUUGACGAUACCAGCUUCCACCAUAUCUUUGACGAAAUGAUAUUUUGUAUCAAUGUGUUUUGAUCGACGGGAGAAUCUUUCAGUUGUUGAUAAUGCAAUGGUACUUUGGUUAUCUUCAUUCACAGGUAUCGGUAACUGCAGGGGUUCGCCCAAAUCAUCCAUCAGCCUACGUAGCCACGUGAGCUGCUGCAAGCAUUCGGCCAAAGCCACAUAUUCCGCCUCGGUGCUGGAUAAAGUAACGCUAUCCUGUUUUCUGCAGCACCAAUCGACUAAUCCACCUCCCAACUUGAAUAGAAAGCCUGUAUUUGACUUCCUGUCGUUGAUUCCGCUCGCCCAAUCGGCAUCGACGUAGCAUUCCAAGGUCGUUUCGUGGCCGAGAUGGAGCUUCAAAUUCACGGUUCCUUUUAAAUAUCGCAGCACUUUUUUAGCCUCAAUGUAAUCAGCUGUUGUAGGCUUAGCUACGCGUCGACCCAAGAUGGAAGUGGCAAUUGCAAUGUCGGGACGCGUAUUAACAGCUAUGUACAACAAAGCUCCUAUGAGACACUGAUAUUGGUUAUUUGUUGGUAGUGCCUCACUAUCCUCCUCCUUUUGUUGUACAAAUCCUGUAGACAUGGGAACUUUGGAGGGGUUGCAUUUAUCCAUACCAAAACGCACGAGAGUCUUGGAAAUAUAAGAACACUGAUCAAGCACAUAAUUCUGUUCUUUCUUCUGAAUGUGUAUACCCAAGAAAUGUUUCAGUUCUCCUAACUCAGCUAACUUGAAUUGGUCUUUGAGAGCUGAGAGGAUGGAUGUAUACUCUUUUUCACAGCUGUACACCACUAUGAUAUCAUCCACAUACAACAGGAUGAACAAAUUAUGAGGCUUCAUUCGUUUGAUGUACAAGCAAGGGUCUGUUUGGGAACGCUCAAAGCUGUUAUCCUUCAUAAACGUGUUGAUUCGCAAGUUCCAGGCACGUGCUGCCUGUUUCAGCCCAUAUAAACUUUUCUUCAGGCGACACACCGUUGCUUCGUCUCCUUCGUGGUGUCCGGGAGGUUGGCGCAUAUAUAUUUCUUCACUUAAUUCUCCAUACAGGUAUGCGGUUUUUAUAUCGAUGUGCUUUGCAUACAUAUUACGCUUGGCGGCUAUGGUGAGAACAACUCGAAUCGUUGAUUGUUUGACGACCGGAGCAAAAACAUGGUCAUAGUCACAACCAUAUUUUUGAGAAAAUCCUUGUGCUACUAGUCGAGCACGAAAACGAACAACUUUGCCAUGCUCAUCAAGUUUUCGUUUGUACACCCAUUUGCAACCAAUUAUCUUCCGGUUCAAAGGCAAGCGCGUCAGUUCCCAUGUCUGAUUUUCCCGAAGAGCAACCAUCUCCUCCUCCAUAGCGGCUUUCCAUUGGUUACUUUCAGGACCUUCGAUGGCUUCUUUGUAACUCAGAGGCUCGUCGGCGGUAGGAGCCACCAAACUAAUAGUUCCAUUAUAUCUUUCUGGUGCUACUCCAAAGUUGGAUCGAGUAGACCUUCUUGGGGAAUCUGCCUCCUCCUGCAUAGGUACACCGUCGUCGGAUUCAUCGGUGACACCGUGGAAAAACCCACUUGACUCAUCGAAUCCCACGUAUUCGUCGUCUGAACUUUCAGUUUCUGUUUGGGGGUCCAGUAAACGAUAGCCCUUACUAUCGGAUGCGUAGCCUACAAAUGUAAAUUUUUCAGCUUUCACUUCAAACUUUUUUCGUUUUUGUUCGGGUAUCCAAGCAUACGCUGUGCAUCCAAAAAUUCUAAGGCGGUCAAGGUCGGGUUUUUGUUUGUACCAUAUUUCGAACGGUGUUGUUUCGACUGCUGUUGACGGUAAUCUGUUUUGUAUGUAAGCUGCCGUAUUGACAGCUUCUGCCCAGAACCGACGAGGUAAUCCAGCAUCUAAGAGCAUACACAAACCCAUCUCGUUCAACGACCUAUUUUUUCGCUCGGCAAUCCCGUUUUGCUGAGGGGCAUACCCAGUCGUGAAUUCCGCCUUUAUUCCUUCCUCUGCGUAAAAUGCUCGAAUACUAUUAGCUGUAUAUUCUCCACCUCUAUCGGAUCUUAUCACUUUUGGUUUCUUGCCGAGCUGAUUCUGGACAAAACGAACGUAGUCACGUAAUUUGUUGCCAGCUUCAGACUUUUCUUUGAGGAAGUACACCGUUGUGUAUCUGCUAUGGUCGUCAAUAACGGUCAUGUAGUACCGACACCCACCGGGAGUUUGAGUCAUAGGGCCGCAUAUGUCAGUGUGUACUAUGUCUAGCGCAUCUCUAGAUUUUUUCUUGGUAGAUACGGGAAACGGUGGACGAGUCAUUUUUCCUUUGACGCAGAUUUCGCAUGUGCUACGCAAGCCACAGUCGCGUAGUUUCAACCCAUCACUCAAAGACUUGCGUUCGAUUUCCUUAACUGCUUCCGGAUCUCGAUGACCCAAUUUCCGAUGCCAGGUGUGGAUACAAUUGUCGGAAUGCUUCUUGUCACUCACUGUCAUCAAUCGUCCAUGAGAAAGAUUUAACCGAUACAACGACCCACUUUUGUCUGCUUUGGCAACAACUUUGUCUUUAUACAACAAUCUACAACAGGUAGAGUCAAACACUGCACUAACACCUUUAAUGGCUAGUUUUGAAACGGAUACCAGGUUACUGUCCACAUUCGGAGCGUAUAUCACAUCAGUUAAAGUUAUCGAAUGUUCUUGUCCGUUUUCACUUAUACACUUCAAUUCACAAUCACCGAUGCCCUCUGUAUAUAUAACUUUGCCAUCAGCAGACGAAAUGUGUGGUCGCUCUUCACUAUCAAAUCGCACAAAUACACUUUUAUCAUUGGCUAUGUGUGAUGUCGCGCCCGAGUCAAUAAGCCAAGAAUUCUUAUCGUUUGACUCACACACUAAAAACGUAAACGACAUUUCUCUGUCGUCUUCGCGCACUGUUUUAACUCUCUCUCUCUUUUUUCUCAAAUUUUUCUGGACGCCAUCUUCAUUUUUACAAAACCGUUGGAUGUGCCCACGGCCACCGCAUCCGUAACACACCGGCAUUUGCCUGCCUUGAUUUUCCACCUUCAGAACUUGUUCUUCCAUGAUUCCUCUUUGCUUAUUUUGUUUUUCGGCCUCAUCAAUAAGCUUCACUUUCACCAAUCCCAAUGUUAGCUCUUCUUCAUCCCUGGCCUCCAGAGCAGUUGUCAGUGGAUUGAAUGAUUCCGGAAGACCCCGCAAAAUUAAGGCCACUUUUAAGCACUCUGACAUUUCUAAGCCGGAUGUUUCGAGACGCGCAUACUGUUUCUCAAUCUCUGACAAAUAGCUUUCCAUAUUUUCGCCGACCUUGAAAUUUUGAUUCGUGAUUUGCUUCAGUAGCGUCACUUUUUGUCCCAACGAUGUUUUGCUAUGGUGGUCCUUCAAUGUACGCCAUGUUGCUUGUGCGGUUAAUUUAUCUCGAAUUAACGCAAUUUGACUUUCGUCAACAGCCAACUGGAUAGUAGCAAGAGCUUUUUCAUCCCCUGAUGUCCAAGCAUCGUUCAACGGACACGGCGGAUUUCCAGGUUCAACAUAUUUCCAUAACUGCUCCCGCCGAAGUAACGCAGAAACAGAAAAUGCCCACGAUUCAUAAUUCGUGUUAUUCAAUUUGGCAAUUUUUGCCCACUCCAUAAUGGCGCAAAAAACAAACGCGCGCGUUUCAACUCAACUUUGCGAAAAAACUAGACUCUCAAACCGCCGACGCGUUUCACUGAACUGGGCCCAUAACCUGUUAGGGAUUAUAGGGAAUUGCAACGCGGAAGGAGAACAAAACACAUACGUUCUGUAUGGAAGCAAAGUAACAACUGACUUUAUUUUAAAGAUGAGAUGAGAGAACAAAUUGUAUUUGUAAAAGCAUUGUUGCCAGUAAUAUUGAUGACGUUGUGUCAGACCAGGGGUCUAACAGAGGUUCCGUCAAUAGAGUACGGAGCCGUUUUGUUGAGAGGAAAUUGCUAGUCCAGUCAAGCGUGACGGGUGAAGUUUGCCAACCCUGGUCAUAUCAGAUUGACACAUUCCUACUUACAAAAGCUCUGCACCGAUGUGUCAGUACUGUGGUGUAUUAAAAACCGUCCAACACAUUCUGACUGAUCACCACGGAUUUAAAGAGGCCCGAGAGGAACACAACAUUAAAGGAACUGUUUUUGAAAUUUUGGAAAAUGAAGAUUCGCAUGAGAAAUCACUAUUAAAUUUCUUGAAAAAAUGUGAAAUUUUUAAGACACUGUAAAACUUAAACUACAUUGGCACGAAUGCCAAAAGGUUGGUAACAAAAAAAAUAUUAAAAAAAAUUACAAGGAUUGUACAUAAAUACCUAUUUCUUCUUGCAUGUGUUACGUGUAUGCAUGUGUUUCAAAGCUGAAGUGGUGUUCUUGAAUGUCGAACUUCGUUUGUUUAAAAGUAAAUUAAAAAAGUCAACUUUUCUAGCCCAAGUAAAAUGAAAUAAAAUUAAAAAAAAAACAUGUAUCGCUUGUGUUGAGUACUGGUCGAUAGCUUUAAGAAACAACAUCUAGAAAGUUUACGUUACGUUC